Molecule: messenger RNA, 549 nt
Organism: Dracunculus medinensis (Guinea worm)
Lineage: Eukaryota; Metazoa; Nematoda; Chromadorea; Rhabditida; Dracunculidae
Source: the annotation of a GenBank genome assembly
AUGUGUGUAUGUCUGUGUAUGUCAAACUGUGAUUUUCGUCGUUGGAGGAUGAUAGUAUUGUUCGACGAAGAAGUGCAUUUGCUAAGCCCUCGAGCUCUUCAAAAAAGUCAGCAAGGCCUUUACGAAUUUACCAAUUUACAAAUUGUUUCUUGUAAAUUUCUUUUCAAAAAUUCUAUUCAAUCACCUGUUUUGUCAUCUUUCAGCAAACUUCAAGUUUUGCUCAGAAUUGAAGAAGAAAAUGGUAAAGAUGGAAAGGAACUUAAUUUUCUCAUAAUGCAAGAAGGUGAUCCGCGUUUCGUUUAUAAGUUAAUUUUGCGGAAAACUGAUUUCAAUCGUAUUAAGAAAGAUCAAGAAUUAGACACAGAUUUUGAUGCAUUUCCUGGUGAAAUAAUUGAUUUCAUGCAAUCAUCUGAUUCAAAUAUUUGCGUCAAGGGAUUUUUUAAUUCCGAUAAGUCUAAGUUCCGUCAACAGCUUACACUGUGGUUGGAGACUACAAGUCUUGUCUUAAUGACAUUACACCUCACUUUUUGUGAAAUUGUGUUGAUCUGA